Messenger RNA from Penicillium pulvis, 2280 nucleotides. RefSeq lists its product as uncharacterized. Gene Ontology annotation, molecular function: DNA-binding transcription activator activity, RNA polymerase II-specific; RNA polymerase II cis-regulatory region sequence-specific DNA binding; zinc ion binding. The record is from RefSeq and is a predicted model, not a curated record. Lineage: Eukaryota; Fungi; Ascomycota; Eurotiomycetes; Eurotiales; Aspergillaceae. Gene Ontology annotation, biological process: regulation of transcription by RNA polymerase II; DNA-templated transcription. The transcript has 5 exons. Bases 1 to 2280 code for a protein of 759 amino acids. Gene Ontology annotation, cellular component: nucleus.
AUGCUAUCGCCGAAUGCACAGUCACAUAACGCCGGUACAUCUCCGGGUCCGAGCAAUGGAGCCAAGAGAAAGCGGAAAGUGUACUCAUGCUACGAAUGUCGCCGACGAAAAUUGCGCUGUGAUCGGAACUACCCCACCUGUAGUCGAUGUCAAAAAGCUGGUCAAGGUAGCUCUUGUUUCUAUGAUGGACCUCCGCCCUCCACAUCUCUUGAGCCCCUUGCAGCUCCAGCCCCGGGGAAAGCUGCAGGACCCACACAGCUCAGGACGACCCCGGCGCCUGUGGCCAGGGCUAACUUUGACGAUCAUCGACAACCUGUAUUAGUGGGGACAUCCUUGUCGAGCCUGGAGGCAGAUCGAAAUACUGGGACCUGGCAGCUUCUUAGUGAAAGAGCGGCUUCGACGGCCGAUUUUCAGCAUCAACGGCCUGCUGUAAAGGCCGAUAAUGAGGAGCCGCCGUUUCCUGGUCGAACCCAUGAUGCUAUUAGGAAUGUCAUCUUUCGUGGAGAGAAUUUCAGGACUCAGUAUUACGGUGGAAGUAAUCCGGCCAGUUUGAUCGGUCAUUUUCCUGAACUUCGGUCAUUCAUGAAAGAAGCUAUCAAGCUUCAAAGAUCACUUUAUAAAGUGCAACAUGAUUUGAAGACUCGGCAUAAGAAAUGGAAAGCAGAGAAAGUAAAUACACUAUCAACGCCCCAACUCGAUUUCACAUACCUUCUUCCCGACCAAAGAACGAUCGAUGAACUUGUGCACCGCUACUUCGACACCUUUGAAUCCGUCUACAAGAUCAUGCAUGGCCCGAGCUUCUGGGAAGAAUAUGAAAAAUUCUCUGCUGACCAUCUAUCGACAUCAUCUGCCUUUGUGGUCCUUGUCUUACUGAUCAUGGCCACCGCGAGCUGUAUCUCGCGCAAUGAACAAACCCGCUACAUAGGAGAUAGUUCCCUGGGCCGAGAGCGCGCAGUAAUGUGGAUCGAAGCCUCGGAAUCCUGGCUUAGAUCUCAUAGCCAGAAGAAUGUAUACCUGGCCGUCUGGCAAAUUCGCUGUCUCUUGGUCUUAGCGAAAAUGGUGAAUACAGUCAAGAAAAAGCGACACUGGACUGAGGCCGGAAACCUUGUGAGAGAAGCAAUGGCAGCAGGAAUGCACCGUGAUCCGGGUCUUCUAGGAGAAAAGGUUUCAGCGUUCGACCGAGAGAUGCGACGUCGAUUGUGGGCUACAAUAACCGAGUUAGAACUUCAGGCUUCAAUUGAUCGUGGAAUGACCUCCACAUCGGCAGGAGCAUUUGCCGAUACUCAGGGUGUUUUGAACCUCGAAGACAAAGACCUUACGGAUGAGCCUGAUGCACUAGAUACACAACGACCUGUGACCGAAUGCACCGAAAGUUCAUUCCUCUAUUUUUCGAAUAUCAGUUUCUCUCUACGCGUGUCUUUGAAUUCUCUCGUGAAUGAUAUGAGUUCUCCGUUACGAUAUGAAGAAGUCAUGCACUAUGAAGAACUUAUCACAAAAGAACUCCAAAGGCUUCCGCCGUGGACCUCUGUACGGUCCCAUCCGAAUGAGCCUGGGCUAUCCCUGGCGGCAAGAACACUUCUCGAUGUCCAACUUCGACAAUUUUUGAUCAUGCUACAUGCACCCUUCGCUCGGCAAGCUGAAAGUACAUCCCGACAUUCAUUCUCCAGAAUGGUCUGCUUUGAUGCCGCAUCCAGCAUCAUUGAUCAAUAUGCACGACUCAGCGAAUCCAAUAACCUCAUGCUAUUGCUUCUUCGACAUGAUUACUUCCGAGCUGCAUUGGUUAUCUGUCAGAAUUCGUACAUUUCUUUGACUCUUCAAAAUGAUCUCCUUCUAAGCUCCAACACCUCGGUCUUCAUAGACUAUAUCGAAAAAGCACUAUCAAUGCUAGAAGACCGCAUUGUCCAAAUUGGCACAGGAUACACUCAUCAUUGGUAUAUCUCAGCUGGACGUGCUCUGCUGCGAUUGACCCUUUCUUUGGACCAGUCAACACAAGAAAGCGGCCAGGCUGUUGACCGGGUCGCAAGACAAUAUUACAGAGUGAUGUCUUCGCAGGUCGAAAUUGAGAUUGCGAAAGAAAAAAUCAUCACACUUCCAGAGAAUAGAAUGAAUGCUAUUUAUGAACAUUCAAAACUCCCAAAUGAGUUGCUGGAUCCGUUGGGAUCGCCUUUUCCUGAUUCCAAUGCACUAAAUGCUCUUUUUGAACAAACCGAUAUGAAUGACUUUUUCGGUGACCCAGAGGUGUGGGUAUUUGAUAGUCUGUACCCGGUGGAGUCUUUGUAG